AUGCGUGUCCCCAUUUUUGAGUGUCUCCCUUCGAGAUGCGCAGUGGGUGCCAUCCUUCUUGGUGUCUCCAAUCUGUCACAUCUCGUCAAUGCCCAAGUCAGCAAUUCUACUGGCGGGCAGACAGUUGCCAACACAAUUUUGGUCUUUGCACGCGACCAAGCAUCAUCCUAUUCAGCUACGUCAGGUCUCAAUGGCUACGGGAUUCCUUUUCAGCUGCAGCUAGUGCCACAGGCUGGCAUAACACUUCCGACGCUCAACUCGUCCGCAACUCAAGGAAACUAUGGUGGCAUUAUCAUCCUCAGUGAGGUAUCUUACGACUACGGCAACAGCGGUUGGGCCAGUGCUCUGACCGCUGCCCAAUUCGCGACACUGUACGCCUAUCAGGAAAGCUUCGGUGUGAGAAUGGUCCGUAUCGAUGUUUAUCCUGGACCUUCCUUUGAUGUUGUGCCUACAAUUGCCGGUGCCGGAUGCUGUGGCUCUGGUGUUGAGCAACUCCUGAGCUUCACCAACACAAGUGCCUUUCCUACAGCCAAUCUUGUCGAAGGUGCUACCAUCAGCACUCAAGGGAUCUGGCACUACCCUGCAACUAUCACCAACCCAAACACAACCUGGGAAGUCGCAGGUCUUGCACCCAGCUCUGAUGGCACAUUCACCGGCACUAGCUCGGCAGCUGUGAUUCAUCGGGACGGAACACGUCUGGAGAUGGUCUGGUUUUCAAGCUGGGCUACAAACUGGGCGUUGACAUCCAACUACCUCCAGCACGCCUACAUUGCCUGGCUCACUCGUGGUCUGACUGUUGGAUAUCGUCGCAUACAUCUGAGCACCCAAGUCGACGAUGUGAUGUUGAACACAGCUCUUUACCAGCCCGCAAACGCGUUGUUCAGACUAAGAGCGGCAGAUCUUCAAAACAUCGCAAACUGGAUGCCUCAACUCAAUUCAAGACUUCCUGCUGGCUCAAACUACUUUAUGGAGCUUGGUCACAAUGGAAAUGGAAACAUUGUUGCCGGAAUUACGUUCGAAAACACAACCACGUGUCAGCCUGAUCCUGCCAUCAUCUACACUGGGCCUAUGGACACGACUCCCUUGGAGUUCCAGAAGCCACUCGGUACUGGUAGUGACAUAUGGCCUACUACACCCACAACAUAUCGUUGGUCCAAAGCGUGUUCUUUGAUUGACCCUCUGUAUAAGUGGUUAUCUACCCCAGCGAAUUUGAACGCCUUCGCACAUGUCUCACACACCUUCACACACGAAUCAUUGAACAAUGCAACUUUCAACGACACCUACAAAGAGAUUACCUUCAACCAGGCCUGGGCGAAUGUCACUGGAAUCAACCAAGCUGCAAGGUGGUCGGCGAAUGGUCUCAUUCCUCCUGCUAUUACUGGAAUGCACAAUGGUGAUGCAAUCAGAGCAUGGAUGACAAACGGCAUAACAUCCGCGGUUGGUGAUAACACUCGAGCCGUACUGAUGAACCAAGUAAACGAGUUUUGGCCAUUGAUCAGUACAGUCGCCAGCAAUGGAUACGAUGGGCUUGAAAUCAUUCCACGUUGGGCAACAACAAUUUUCUUCAACUGUGACCUGCCUGAUUGUACUACAGCAGAAUGGGUCAACACUUCUGGAGGCAAAGGUGGUUUCACUCAACUCCUCAACGAUGCGCGUACGACCAACGUCCGCCAUUUGCUGGGGCUUCACCAUGAUCCUUUCAUGUUCCAUCAGUCCAAUCUUCGUAAUGCAGAUGUCAACACCACCACUAUCGGUUCGGUCACUGGACAGUUUGCGCUCAUCCAAAUCUGGGUUGAAGUCGUGACCCAAGAAAUGGCACGCUUGACCAACUGGCCCAUCAUUUCUCUCAAGCAUGACGAUAUAGCCAUCGAUUUCACCAACCGCAUGACUCGCGAUCAGUGCAACCCCAACCUGACUUACAAGUACGCUCCUGAUGGCAAGACGAUCCUGUCUGUCACUGUUACCGCGAACGGGAAUACUUGUGCCGCUCCCAUUCCUGUGACACUUCCGGUCGGUGCUACAAGCAAUUCCCCUGGUCUUGUUAGAGAGACGAUUGGAUCUGAGCCUCUGGUUAUCUGGGUGCCGUUGACUGGAAGUCCUGUCACGUUGCAGCUAUCGUCGCCAGUAUCAGUCGCCUAG
Molecule: messenger RNA, 2139 nt
Organism: Aureobasidium musti
Lineage: Eukaryota; Fungi; Ascomycota; Dothideomycetes; Dothideales; Saccotheciaceae
Source: the annotation of a GenBank genome assembly